AUGGAGAGUCUGGCACGCCUGCAAGGGCUACACCAAGAUCUGGUUGCGCUCACGCAGAAAUCCAAGGACGUUGACCGCCUAUUACAAGACCUGAAGGACUCGGUCACUGACUUCCGAAAUUUACUGAAUAAGCCUGUAUCAACAGAGGCAGAAACUAAGGGAUACAACGAGGGGAAGAUCGAGGUCAAUGGCCAGGAAUAUUCCAUCAAUGAAGAGUUCCGACACCUGAGCAAUGCUGUGGGCGCAACCCUUAGCAUCUCAGAAGAAUAUGCUGGCCGUCUCAUUAUUGAGACACAGCAACAAGGCACCUCGGACGAGGAAAGCUUGAUUGCUGAUGUAGUUCAGCUGUACCACGACCGCCGCGAUUUUCUCCUACAAGACUUCAGACUCCUCCUAGCCUAUUCGCUCGACCCUGAUUUUGCAACUCAACCCCGGACCGAACUUGAAGAGCUGGUUAGAGAGGUCUUGGACACCAGGAAUGGAGUAGUUGCCAAUGGCUCUAAUUUCGCAAGGAAGUGUAUGCAGACCAUGCUUGAUAUCGAAGCCUGGCAGGUGAAGUUGAACGAUGCAAUUCUGAGCAAGGCUGUUUUGAGUAAAGCGAGGGGAGAGGCAUUCUACAAAACUCUUGAGUUCCAAAGAAGCAGCUUGUUCAAACAGCAUGAGGCACUAGGUGCUAUCCUAGCGUUGCUCUUUCGUGGCAAUUACACUGCUUCGGAAGACUUGCGCAAGUUACACGAACAAUCACAGACAUGGAAACGACUGGAUUUUAGCUGGAUCCAUUACCUUCCUGCUUUCUCCGCAGCCUUUCAGCAAUAUGGUUCGUCCAACUAUGGCAAUCCUCAGGAUGCGCAAGCUCUGAAUCGGUUUCUGGUUUCAGCCACACCAGAUGUCCAGAAUGGCCCUUACCGACCACUAGCUGCAACACUCGAGAUGUGGUGGACCGCGGAGUUUAGUAGCCACUACAGCGAAAGUGCCGCUCGGGAUCCUGGUGCAGUCAAACGUGAUGAGAUUAUGAAGAAGUCCCUAGACGAUGGAAGCUUGGAAUUUAUGCUCUCCAUCUGUACCAACUUGAAGAAUGAUCCCUGGGAGCAGGUAGCACGCCUGGAGUUGGUCGACAUGUUGCUUGAUGGCAGCAACAUCACCUUCGAAAGUGUGGAACCCUCUUCCGAAUUCUUUGUUGCCAUGAUGAUGGAAGCCUAUGAGGUCUUUGCUGAUGCCUGGAUCACCAACAUGCCUGAUAGUAUUAGAAAACUUAAAUCUGAGGAAGACGAUCUCCGACUCCGACAAGUCACAACUACUCCAGAUGGUAUCUUGCAGCGUCCGCCGCGGGAGCAGGGUGCCCGCCUUCACUUGGAGGCUUUCCUCGUCGUAAUUGCCUUCGCCUAUGAGGGUCGACCUGAAGCAGCAGAACAGUUCUGGCAAGACCCAGACGGUAAUCUACAUGGGUUCCUGCAGUGGACCUCGCGACGACAGACCGUUCCACGUGUUAGUGCCUUCUGUGAGAUGCUCUGUGCUAUCUCACGAUCUGCCGAGAAUGCUGACGCAGCUCACAAAUUUCUACUCGACGAUACUGUUCUCGUGCCAAAUACCAGGGGCAAGAAAUUUCCAUCCAUGAGCUAUCAGCAGAUUUUUGCGGAGCUAGACUUCUAUUCAAGGAAGGUGCACGAGAAAGGGCAGGUGGCACAUACUGUAAAAGUCAGGUCAAAUAUUGAGCCUGAGCUUAACGAAGCAGAAAGUCCUAUCAUGCUUUGCUGCUACCUUCGACUACUAGGUCACCUUUUUCAGCAAACAUCGCUUGCCCGCGAAUAUGUGCUGAAUUUGAACGACAUUGACCUUUUGAAGGGUCUACUAGCACUAAGCGCCGGGUCCAUACCCUCCUACAUGAGAGCUACCAUCUUCUCAUUCUUCGAGUUCUUGGUUACGGACAAAAGUUCAGCCGUGUCAGACAGGGUAUGGUGGACGAUUGAUGACUGGGCAUCCACCAACCAAGACAGGGCAGGCAAGACGCCUGGUGAUAAGCAACCUAAUCCCACUACGAUAGCAUUGCAGAACACUCUAGGAGCAAUCUCGACUUCGUACGAUCAGUACGACGCUUUCGUCAAACUGUUACGUGCACUGAUCGCCCCCUUACCAACCCACAGCGGCCAACCUUUACCUUUCCCACCAGACCUUGGUAACACUUACAGAGUUCCUGGUGUUGUGCCGUACGUCGAUUUGGUCUGUGGAGAACUGACACCAGCAAAUAUGCGCCGUUGGCUUGAGGAUGCUAACACACAAGGUGUCUUGAGAGUGACAAAUGCUAUCGAGUUUUCGUUGCUUUGUCUUCAAGGCUUUAACGAGAACUAUGUGACAAGCCUAGACAAGACAGCUAGGGGAUCAGGCAACCAAGAGACCUAUGAAGCUCUAUAUGUCCAGCGGCAUCCUUUUGCAAGGGUCAUGCAGUGGCUCUUCACCUCAAACUUUACGCAAUGUCUUACAGAAAUCGUACACGGUCUCGUGGAAACAAUCCUCGAUGCGAGUCUAACUGAUCCUAAAGUGCGUUGUUUGGAAGCUGCUGUCGACCUCCUCAACUAUAUCAGUCAACUUCAGCCAACCUUCUUUGAUAUUGUGAAGCCCAGAAUCAGGCUGCAGGACGGUUAUAAAACGAUUCCAUCUUCUGGCAUCAUUGCGAUUGAGGAUCUAGUCAUUAGCCGACCUGAGUUACUCCUUGAUCUGUGCCAGUAUGCUGCGUCAGAGCAUGUACAAUUGUCCUUACGAGUCCUCGAAUUCCUGCAACGACUAUCAGAAUCCGCGAGGCUCCAGAAUCACCUCUUUGUUGAAUCCAAGCGCGAUCGUAGAGGUCGGCAAAUGCUUGAAUUAAUUGGACCCGAAGGUGAAUUAAAGCUCAAAAACAUAUCUACGAGAUUUGCUGAACACUUCAUCGUUGACCCGCGCGAGUUAGAGGAAGGAGGCGACUCUCCAGGCUAUUUGCUUAAGGAUGGCAUAGUGUCUUUCUUCAAUUCAUGCCUCGCUACACAAUCAGAAGCACCAAAUAUCGCUCAUCUCUUACUUGGCUUUAAGAGACUCGGGUCCCGGUUAGUAUCCGACAUUGAAUUCGACGAAGGCAACUCAACGUUUGAUGCUCUCGCAAAACUCUCGGUGGAUUUACCUGUGCAAUGGGAGGAAACCUUGCUAUCAUGGCUAAUUCAUCUCAAAGCCGAAAGCAUUUGUGUAUUGAAACACUUGUGGUCUUUCCCGGUUUCUGCCGAGCUCACUAUGGUGCAGCUCAGACGUCAAAAUUAUCUCGUCAAGCAGCUCAGUGGCCAAGUUGUGGCAGACCAGGACACUAUCUGGGAAGGGAGCAUGAUUACUGAUAAUGACUUCUACUUUCUGACCUCCGCCGAAGCUUUGACGGACUUUAUGUCCUACAGAACGCACCUCUAUGACUACGUCACAAGAGAGAUUCAGCAGGUUGCGAAAGCCAACAUAAGGGCACUGCAAGAAAAGUACUUGUCUACAUUACAAGGCAAGUCUAUGGACGAUAGUGGCAUUCCAAUCAACCAUCCCUCUGUCUUCGACCUUUUUGACUUCGCAGAGCUGUGUACAGAUGCGCCGCAAGUACUCGCCUACGGUCAUCUCGACUUCUUUCACGAUCUCGACUUCGAAGCCUACCAGAGCGGGCCUCUAUACGAUGUUGACAAAGUUCAAACUGUUGUUAACAGACGAUGUGCUUUUGUCCUAGACGAGUAUACUGCAGCAAAUAGGCAGAUCGACUCAACUGCCCUGAACGAAGAGGCUGCUUAUGUUGUUGGUCUUCUCACAGCACGAAACCGUUUUGUCCUCGCACAAGCUGAACGGCUGUCCUGCUUGAAAAGCUACGUGGACAUGAUCAUCAGUGUCGUAGGAUGCUGUCAGAUGGAGCCAACCACGAAGAUACAAUUCGCCCUUCGUAUGCUUCAACUCGUUCUUCCCAAGCUCGAUACAUACCUCGCCGAUGGCACUCAGGAAGCUGUAGAGCUGACGCGCCUAGCGGACACAUUACUCCUCGUACUUGCAGAAAUUCAGCCUCAAGUCAAGCAAAUUCAAACUCGAGUAGAUGUCACGAUAGCUGAGAAACUCUUCCAGCUUUUUCGUAUAUGUGCAGAAGGUGUUGCUUUUUCGGCCAGCAAUCCAGACCUUCGAGCAGUGCUCUAUAGCAUAUGUUCAGAGUAUUUGACACGAAUCCUAUCCUCGGCAAGCUCGAAUACAGACUCAAGUCAAAGGGCCCGCACCAACGCCAUGGACACGAUUCGUUCAGUCGGGAACCAGCUGAUUACCAUUAUUUCCGACGACGCAGACGACGGCCUUGAUGCAUGUCGUCUCAAUGCUCUAAACUUUCUAUCGCAACUCGUCAGCCUAGCACGCAGCCAGAAGGUGAAUAUCAUGAUCGAAUCAUUUGUCAAAAUGAACAUACUCGAAGUCCUGCUUGAUCCGAUAAAAAGUGUGGCGGCAGACUUUCAGUCCGCCAAUCCCAGCAAUCGUAUCUACCUGACCUCGGUCUUUGAGUCACGAAUUUUGCUUCUCCUUCAAGUAUCUAGAACCCAUCUUGGUGCAUCCGCUCUCCUCGACGCAAAUCUCCUACAAACGCUGCGUGACUCCGGCCUAUUCGCAGCAGACCCCGACCUAGGUUUCGACCUUAGUUCCAUCGGCCCAGCAUCGCUCGUGCGCUCUACAACCCAGAAUGGUGCGAGUGCGAGCAUUGGAUGUCUACGCCUACUGCUCUCCACCUUCCUAAACUUCGGUCAGGAGAACGAGAAGAUCAUAUACCUGGUCCGUAGCUUCCUAGCCGACCAUAGAGGCAAUAUGGUUGGUAUAUUUAAGCGUGCCGCCGGUCUAAGUCUGGCAAGUCAACAGGCUGCGCAGACGAGUUUGUUUGCUAGCAUUCCUGCUGGAAGUGUGUUAGCCAAGGAGGACAGAGACAUGAGAAGACUGGUCGACGAAUGUAUGAAGGCGUAUACAGGUCUGGCUAUUGGCAGUGGCUUUUUGGAUUUUGAAGAGGACAGUGGUUUGGCUGGGAAUGGGAUGGUUAGGGAUGGGGGACUUGGCCGGAGUAAUUAUGCUGGUGGAGGAUUCACUUGA
Messenger RNA from Lithohypha guttulata, 5097 nucleotides. RefSeq lists its product as uncharacterized. Gene Ontology annotation, biological process: nuclear pore organization. The transcript is spliced from 3 exons. NCBI's taxonomy places the organism in Eukaryota, Fungi, Ascomycota, Eurotiomycetes, Chaetothyriales, Trichomeriaceae. Gene Ontology annotation, cellular component: nuclear pore; nuclear pore inner ring. The record is from RefSeq and is a predicted model, not a curated record. The coding region runs from base 1 to 5097 and encodes 1698 amino acids. Gene Ontology annotation, molecular function: structural constituent of nuclear pore.